Acomys russatus (golden spiny mouse) is the source of this 2822-nucleotide messenger RNA. RefSeq names its product solute carrier family 30 member 9 (gene Slc30a9). Gene Ontology annotation, cellular component: nucleus; membrane. Bases 145 to 1827 code for a protein of 560 amino acids. Gene Ontology annotation, biological process: zinc ion transport; transmembrane transport; positive regulation of transcription by RNA polymerase II. The transcript has 18 exons. The record is from RefSeq and is a predicted model, not a curated record. Gene Ontology annotation, molecular function: monoatomic cation transmembrane transporter activity. Lineage: Eukaryota; Metazoa; Chordata; Mammalia; Rodentia; Muridae.
CACCGCGACUUCCGGGUCGCCGAGGCCGCCGGCCGCGGCGCACAGUGCCGUGUUCGCCGGGGUCCGGUCUAUGGAGUCAGUUGGCGCGGCCGGCGGCUCGGAGGCAGGAGGCGGUGUCCGAGUGGGGGCCUCUGCCCCGCCAGGAUGUUUCCGGGCUUGGCCGCCGCCGUCGCGGCGCACAGGUGCAGCCGGGCGGCGCUGUGCAGGCUCGGUGGCGGCCGCAGCCAGGGAUGGAAGAAUGUAAUGACAUUUGGAAGCUUUACGUAUGUGGUCCCCAGCUGUCACCCUCAUAUUUCCACUCUAAGUUGGGUCAAGUUGUACUCUACGGACAUCCAGAAAGGAGGGCGGGGCGCACAGACUCCAAGAGCUGAAAAAGUCCCACUUAAAGAAGCAGCAGAAAAUAUAGGCGCAGAACUCAAAGCUCCACUUAAGCAAGAUCCUCUUCAAGUAAGAGUGAAAGCAGUCCUUAAGAAAAGAGAGUAUGGACCAAAAUACACUAAGAACAACUUCAUCACUGGAGUAAGAGCAAUAAAUGAGUUCUGCCUUAAAUCCAGCGACUUAGAACAACUUCGGAAAAUCAGACGACGAAGUCCCCACAAUGAUACCGAGUCCUUUACCGUGUUCUUGAGAUCAGAUGUGGAAGCAAAAGCUUUGGAAGUUUGGGGAAGCCUUGACGCUCUUGCCAGGGAGAAAAAAGUACGCAAAGAAGCAGAAAUAGAAUACAGAGAACGGCUGUUUAGAAACCAAAGAAUACUAAGAGAAUAUGGUGAUUUCCUGGGAAACACAAAGCCACGCUCCAGGACGGUGUCCGUGUUCCUUAAGGGGCCAGGGAAGGUGGUGAUGGUGGCCAUCUGCAUUAAUGGCUUGAACUGCUUCUUUAAAUUCCUUGCCUGGAUUUACACGGGCUCAGCAAGUAUGUUCUCAGAAGCUAUACACUCAUUAUCUGAUACUUGUAACCAGGCUUUGCUAGCACUGGGCAUCAGCAAGUCUGUUCAGACACCAGACCCUUCUCACCCGUAUGGCUUUUCAAAUAUGCGCUAUAUUUCUUCAUUGAUUAGUGGUGUUGGUAUUUUCAUGAUGGGCGCAGGACUCUCUUGGUACCAUGGAAUCAUGGGAUUGCUUCAUCCUCAGCCUAUGGAAUCCCUUCUAUGGGCAUACUGUAUUUUAGCAGGAUCUUUGGUGUCUGAAGGAGCAACACUUCUUGUUGCCAUAAAUGAACUCCGCAGGAGCGCUCAGGCCAAAGGAACAUCAUUUUAUAAGUAUGUCAUGGAAAGUCGUGAUCCAAGUACAAAUGUUAUCCUGCUGGAGGACACUGCAGCUGUUUUAGGGGUGGUGAUAGCAGCUACGUGCAUGGGCCUCACCUCUAUAACAGGCAAUCCACUGUACGACAGCCUGGGCUCCUUGGGGGUGGGCACCUUACUAGGUGUGGUCUCCGCCUUCCUCAUCUACACGAACACAGAAGCACUCCUGGGGCGGUCCAUACAGCCAGAGCAGGUGCAGCGGCUUACUGAACUCCUGGAGAGCGACCCGUCAGUAAGGGCAAUUCAUGAUGUGAAAGCCACAGAUCUGGGAUUAGGAAAAGUCAGAUUUAAGGCUGAGGUGGAUUUUGAUGGACGAGUUGUUACACGGUCAUAUUUGGAAAAGCAAGAUUUUGACCACAUGCUGCAAGAAAUUCAAGAAGUGAAGACUCCUGAACAGUUAGAAGCCUUUAUGCUUAAACAUGGAGAAAACAUUAUCGAUACUCUCGGAGCGGAAGUGGACAGGCUUGAGAAGGAGCUGAAAAAACGCAAUCCUGAAGUUCGGCACGUAGAUCUGGAGAUACUAUAGUGGUGAUGGAGGAGUCACGUGGGCGUGGAGACGUGGUCUUCCCCACUGAAGGGGACUCAGUGCCGUCCAGAGCCGCGCUUCCCAGCAUGGAUGGGCUGUUGCGGGCUGAGCAGUUGAACAGGCCACAGAACUAAAACUCCUUUCUUCUAAUCAUGUCUUCGUGCUUCUGUAGGGACACUGGCUGCUUAGAUCACCCCCAGUUUCUCAUUUCAGCCAGUCUGUAUUGAGCCGUGAAAUCAUGUUUCCUUCCUUAACACGGUAACACAGUGUGUCCCCAUGGUGUAACUUAGGCUACACUGAAGAUUGGAGUCCACAGAGUUCGAGUUGUGAGUGUUCUGGCUAAACCUUGUUGUGUGGUUUUGAAAUGGUCACUGUUUUGAGGUCUGCCUUUCCUGCCCAGUUGGGGAAGUGUUCUGUAGACUGUGACUGCGGCCUGAACACUCAGAGGCAUGCUCCCUGACGCUCAUUCCGGAGAUGGCGCAGUUACUGAGUGGACUGAAGACACUUCAGACCUUCUAGACCAUAGUAAUUGCCAUUUUGUAAAAUUUCUUCUUUCUCCAUUUUUCCUUAUUUGGUUUAAUUUUUGUAAUGUUAAAGACAUAAUCCUAGGUGUGUGACUUUUUGUAAACUGGCUUCUGUGCCAUAGUGUUUAUUUACUGGGAAAUAAUACAUCUGUAAAUGUUUUAACAUUCUGUAAAAUGGACUAGAAAUAUUUAUAAUUUUAUAGGCCCAAUAGCAUUUUGUUUUUAAUUUAUUUAAAAGCAGGCACUACUUAUGUAAAUAUGAACUGUGGGAUACUUUUUGCUUUGAUAGAGAAGUAAAUCUCUUACACUGAAACUUGUGUUGUGGUUUUGUGUGUGAUCAGAGCCAACAGUGUGUCUGAUCAAGUACAGUUCAAGUAAGCAUUUAGCAUAGCAUAUUGGCUGUACAUAUUAUGUAAGCAAAUAGCUCUGAUGGCUGUAAGGUCUCAAGGGAAAACCAUUCAGUUUAGUAAC